Molecule: messenger RNA, 4516 nt
Organism: Xyrichtys novacula (pearly razorfish)
Lineage: Eukaryota; Metazoa; Chordata; Actinopteri; Labriformes; Labridae
Source: the annotation of a GenBank genome assembly
GUCAUUUUCGCGCAUGCUCAGUAGCAGCUGUUCUGUUUACACAACAUUGCCCUUGCUAGAGAGGGAGCUGAGAACUAAUACGGGAGGACAUAUCUGACAGCUAAGUUACCUCUCCGGGUAAAAGUAUGUCUGUAAAGCAAGCUUUAACCCGGGGGCUCGAGCUGGGCCGGUCGGUCUUUCAGCUGGGUCUCCUUAAAUCGGGUGGCCGAGUCGCAGCAAAGCUCCGAGCUGACCGUUUCCGUGUAGGCCCGUCGGUCCGCACCGUUCAGCCUCAGGCUUUCCUGCCGUCUCGGUACCGCUACUACCGCACCUCUCUGAAGGGCCUGGCUGCCCAGCUCCAGUCCGCUGGUUUCAGGAGGAGGUUCGGCGGGGGGUCCCCGAGAAACAGGGCCGUGUUUUUAGCUUUUGGACUCGGCGUUGGGCUUAUUGAACAGCAGCUGGAGGACGACAGAAAGAGUGCGGCGACAUGUCAGGAGAUACAGGUGAGAAGAAGCACCACACAUGCGGGUACUCCUGGGUACAGUAGCCCGGUACUCUGGAGCCCCUGACCUAGAUUUUAGUAUGUCUGUAUGGUGCUUUAAAUAAUUUGUGGAGCUUGAAUUAAAUAUGGCAUAAAUAAGCUGCCCUAUUUUACAUGGUCGAGUCUGCAAAAUGGAAUACGUUUGAAACUAUAUGAAUAUUAAUCAAAUAGUUUAUUAUUAUUACUUUAUUUGGCAGUUAUAAUAUUUUAAAAAAAUCUAGAUUUAAGCUCCUAAAACUUGAUGGACCUGUGUAAGACACAUUUUACAGUUUUCUUGCUUCUUAGUUUGGUUUAAAAUCAGUUAAAUAAUAAUCAAAACAAAUACUGUACAUAUUUAGACUUUGGAGCUCAGAAGUUAAAAAAGCAUAAACCAAUAUUUUUGGUGUAAUCUAUGAUGUCUGUCUGGAUGAAAUGGGAUUUUUCUACAUGGUAAAAUUUCUGUUCUGCAGGCCGUGUUCAGCAAGAAAAGGUUCCAGAGCCCCCUCAAACCGAUCAUCUCUGGGUACAAACUGGAGGAUUACAUUAUUGGGAAUCAGAUUGGAAAAGGCUCCAAUGCUGCUGUGUACGAGGCUGCAGCUCAGUUCACCCCCCAGAAAGAGAGCAUCAGCGAGAAAUCCCUUCCUGCGGUGCAGCCUAAAGAUGAUGAAGAAGAGAGAGAAACCCCUCGAUCUGUGGCGUGCUGCUCCUUUAGGGGUUUCCCUCUGGCUAUCAAGAUGAUGUGGAACUUUGGGGUUGGUGUUUUGCAUCGUAUCAUACUUUUGUCCUGAAUAUGGGUAUCAGCACACAGAUGAGAGCUGACUUGUUCUUGUUGGUGUCUCUCGCUUGCAGGCGGGGUCAUCAAGCGAGGCGAUAUUAAAAUCCAUGUCUCAGGAGCUGGUGCCUGCAGGUCCUCUGGCUUUAAAGCAGGAAAAGGAGCAAAUCACUCUAGACGGGUAAGUACAAUGAAACUGUCAGCGCCUUCACAGCUCACUUGUCGUCCUACAAAGUGUACAAACGAUGUCUGUGUCCUCUCUUUAGACAUUUUGGAGUCCUGCCCAAGAGUCUUUCAGCUCACCCUAAUGUGAUCAGAGUGUACCGCGCUUUUACAGCAGAUGUGCCGCUGCUGCCGGGUGCCCAGGAAGAGUAUCCUGAUGUUCUGCCAUCCAGGCUGAACCCUGAUGGACUGGGCAACAACCGCACUCUUUUCCUGGUCAUGAAGAAGUAAGAUCUGGUUUCUUUAAACACCAAGAAAGAAACAAUUAGAUUAAAAGGCCUCAUAUAUAAAUCCUGGAGUUGGGUCUGUCUGAAGAAAUCCAUAAAGCUAAAGUAGCUGCUUUCACCCCUUUGCUCAUUACCCUCCUGUAUGCCUGUGUUACAGCUACCCCUGCACACUGAGACAGUACCUGGAAGUGACCUCACCGAGCCGCAGGCAGGGCUCCCUGAUGGUGCUGCAGCUCCUGGAGGCCGUGGACCACCUUUGCAGACAGGGUGUCGCUCACAGAGAUCUCAAAUCAGACAAUGUGCUGCUGGAGUUUGACUCCGGUGAGAGAAAUAUUUAGUCAUCAAAAGACCAAUAUGAGAUUUGAUCCUGUCAGUUUAAUCUUAUAUUCAUUUUUAUUGAUCUUUCUCGCAGAUGGUUGCCCACGUUUGGUGAUUACAGACUUCGGCUGCUGCCUGGCUCAGAGUGACUCCAGUCUGCAGCUGCCCUUCAACAGCAUGUGGGUCAACAGAGGAGGGAAUGCCUCCCUCAUGGCCCCUGAGGUGCUCUUUAAGUAGAUUUUUACUAUUAAGUCAAAGAGGAAUGUCCAAGAAUUGCUUAGUUGUCUUUAACAGGCUUUAACUUCUGGAUCUUUGCUGCACUUUCUCUAAUGCUGUUUUCAUGAUGCGUCUGCUCAAAGGUUUGCACCGCUGUACCUGGAGACGGUGUUGUGAUCGACUACAGCAAAUCAGACGCCUGGGCAGUGGGAGCCAUCUCCUACGAGAUCUUCAACCAGCAGAACCCGUUCUACCGAGGAACCGGACUGGAGAGCAGGAGUUACCAGGAGAAGCAGCUGCCUCCUCUGCCCUCUUCUGUCCCAGCUGAUGUGCAGUUAGUGAUCCGCUUACUGCUCAGGAGGAGCCCAGACAAGGUACUGCUGCAUCUGGAGUGUGUGAAAUCAAUUUGUUUAAACUGUACAUGAGCUACAUGGUCACCAUGAGCAACUGAAGGGAAAAUCUUGUUGUCUGUUCCUCUUACUUUGUUCAUCAGCCAUUAGAUAUCAGCCAGGAAGUGUUCAGGAGGGGAAUUGGGCCACUUUUCUAAAAAUAGACCCUACAGGAGCACAGGGAGAAAACCCAAAACAAGAAAGAUCCAAAAGGAAACAUGAUAAGAUGAACAGAUGAUGACUUGCUUGGUUAAAAAGAGAAUUACAGCCCCUUUCCUGUGUCUUAUUUGUCGUCCUACACCUGAUUAAAAGCUCACUAAGAUGUUUUCCUCUCUCCUCAGCGCCCCAGUGCUCGAGUAGCAGCUAAUAUGCUAAACCUCAGCCUCUGGGGACGCAAAGCCCUGGCCAAUCAGGACAGCGUGGGCAUGAAGAAGCUCACCAAUUGGCUGUUGUGUCAGUCCGCUGUGGUUCUCCUGAAGGGCUGCAGCGGACCCAGCGGGAACAAGGUGGAGGCGGAGCUUCAAAGGAGCUUCCUCGCGAACCUGGACCUGGAGGACCUGCGCACAGCCGUGUGUUUCCUGCUGUAUGGGCAGUGUCAGGCCUGCAUACUGUCUGCAUAGAUCCUCUCUCAGACUCAAAGCUUCAUGGGUAGACUGGGAGCGUAGGGUUAGAGAUCUGCUUUGAUUUUCAGUCUGGCGUAUAUAUUCGUAUAUAACCUCUACAUCUAACAGCUAGUAAGGCAAAAUCCCCUGACACUGCUCUCCUUCACAACUCCAUCGUGUGACUGUCAGUGUUUCUAGCAGGUAUUGUGAAUUAUUAACUUGUGUAAUUCACUCUUUUGGAUCUUCCCUGUUAUCCUCCCCCUCUGCGUUUCUUUUGAUUGUAUCUGAGCCAAAUUUAGCGUCAGCUGGAGUUGAAGGAAGCGCUAAGGGAGCAUUUUUGCACAGCGUAAACAGUCUUGCGGGUGUUUUGCAUCAUGGACAAACGAGGCUGCUGUUAGGGCAGAAAAAAACUCACUAUCAGUUUAUUUUCUGUGGCUAAUAUCUCCUAUAAAUUCAUGAUCGUUCGCCCUAAAUGACAACAUUUUCUCAGGAACGUGAGGCACCGGUGGCUGCUGUUUUUUAUCAUAAGAUUGGAUGUUUUCUUUAAUGGAGGGAUGCACUUUUUAAAUACUUUUUAGGGGGAAAAAAACACACUUUAAGCAAUUAAAUGUGUUCAAAUAAAAGUUAUAUCUGCAGGUGUUUUGGGUUUUUAAAGCUAAACGCUAUUUCUGAUCAUUUGAUUGUAAAGAAAAGGGUAAAAAGACAAUGCUGUUUAAUUCAGCCACCAAACAGAAAACUCAUCCAUGAAAUUUUUCACCCAUAAAUGUUUCAGAAAAGUUGAGAGUUUAGCAGAAAAUUUACCGACCUUCUAAGCAUGUCGUUUUGCUUUGUCUUUGUCCAUUUUUGCACUUUAUGUCCAUGUUUGCACUUUUUGAGACUUGCUGGAGCUUAGCUGCAACAACAGUUAUAUUUUGGUACGGAUUUACAAUUGAAUUGAAUUUAUUUCUACAAUGUAAAGAGGAAAAAUACACUUACAAACAAGCAGCCGGAUAGAAACAAACACUACUCACUGUUUAAGAAAUAUGCCAAAUCUAAGCUACAUGAAUUAAGGGAUUUUAUCCUGUAGACUUUACUGACUUUAAAAUGUGACAAAACUUAUCUUAUUCAGUUGACAAGGUUGGCAUCUUUGUGCGUGAUUAAGAGAGUGUGUGCUUAUAUUAUGAAAAAGAUGGUUAGAUAUAUUUUGGAUACACUUGUAAUUUGAUUUUCCUGCUGAAUUUCAGAAUAAAAGAAUUUGUCCAGGAAAAAAAAACUGUGAAUUUACAUUUCAA